Physeter macrocephalus (sperm whale) is the source of this 2856-nucleotide messenger RNA. RefSeq names its product seryl-tRNA synthetase 2, mitochondrial (gene SARS2). Gene Ontology annotation, biological process: mitochondrial seryl-tRNA aminoacylation. Lineage: Eukaryota; Metazoa; Chordata; Mammalia; Artiodactyla; Physeteridae. The coding region runs from base 1207 to 2499 and encodes 430 amino acids. The record is from RefSeq and is a predicted model, not a curated record. The transcript is spliced from 16 exons. Gene Ontology annotation, molecular function: ATP binding; serine-tRNA ligase activity; tRNA binding. Gene Ontology annotation, cellular component: mitochondrion.
UGCGCCGGCCGGUGGUUGCGAGGCCGGGCCGCUUUGUCUAUUGGCUGUUCGUUUUACGGACGAAACGGGCUUGCUAGAAACUCUCCAGCAGGGGGCGGUCUUAUCGCAGGAAUUUUAGUUCCUUCCCAAGUUUAGCCAACGCGUUGUACUUGGCACCUAACUAUGUGCCAGUUAGCCAGAGUGCUAAGGCCCUACUGUCUAGAUACCCAUGAUGCUCCUGUCCCAUAAAGCGUGCUGGGUACCCACUCUGCGUUAGGAACUUACUGUCUGCCAGUGACCUCUGUGCUUAGACCUCAUGCCAGGCUUAUCCUAAGGCCACGAAGGAAAAUGGGGGACAGGACUGUGAAUCAGCGGCGGGGGGUGUAAAUCAGCGGUAGGGGGGGUUGCCUCUUGCCUUUGGAGAGUGAGAGGUAGAGUUGUGCACCUACCCCACAGGUAGCAGGCAGUUAAAUAGUGUUAUUUAAUGAAUGAAUGUGCUUUUGAACAGAUAUGUAGGGAGCGCCCCUAUUAUGUUCCAGAUGUUGAGAAUAAGGCAGUGAAUAUUAUUAAUAAUAACAAUAAUAAAGCUAGCACUUAAUAAUACUACAUGCUGGGGAACUAGAACCAGGGUCACCGUAUUUCUAGACCCUGCUGGGGUGCUGAGGAUGAUGGGGACCCCAAAUUCUCCCAGCCCUCUCUUGGACCCCCCUACCAUCCUAUUUUAAGUGCUUUAUACAGAUGAGUCUCAUUUAUAUUUCACAACAACUUUAUGAGGUGGGUACCAUUAUUUCCCCUAUUUUAUCAGACGAGAAGUUAAGGCUCAGAGAAGUUAAUUAAAAAAGAAAAAAUAGGAACUUCCCUGGUGGCGCAGUGGUUAAGAAUCCGCCUGCCAAUGCAGGGGACAUGGGUAAAAGCCCUGGUCCGGGAAGAUCCCACACGCCACGGAGUAACAAAGCCCGUGCGCCACAACUACUGAGCCUGCACUCUAGAGCCCACGAGCCACAACUACUGAGCCCACGUGCCACAACUACUGAAGCCCAUGCGCCUAGAGCCCGUGCUCCACAACAAGAGAAGCCACCACAAUGAGAAGCCCUCAUACUGCAACGAAGAGUAGCCCCCGCUCACCGCAACUAGAGCAAGCCCGCAUGCAACGAUGAAGACCCAAUGCAGCCAAAAAUAAAUAAAUAAAAUAAAUAAAAUUUUUAAAAUACUUUUUAAAUUAUUGAAAUGAUCUCGGCAUGGCAGGGUUUGAGGCAGCUGCGGGAGCACAUCCGGAGCCUGGAGGAGGAGAAGGGGGCCGUGGCUGAGGCAGUGCGGGCCCUGCUGGUAAACCAGGAUAGCAAUCACGUGCAGCAGGACCCCCAAUAUCAGAGUCUGCGGGCACGUGGCCGGGAGAUCCGGAAGCAGCUCAUGCUCCUGUACCCCAAGGAGGCCCAGCUCGAGGAGCAGUUCUACCUGCGGGCGCUGAGGCUGCCCAACCAGACCCACCCAGACGUGCCCGUCGGGGACGAAAGCCAGGCCCGAGUGCUCCAUGUGGUUGGAGACAAGCCAGCUUUCUCCUUCCAACCCCGGGGCCACCUGGAAAUAGCUGAGAAACUCGACAUCAUCCGUCAGAAGCGUCUGUCCCACGUGUCUGGCCACCGCUCCUAUUACCUGCGCGGGGCUGGGGCCCUCCUGCAGCACGGCCUGGUCAACUUCACGCUCAACAAGCUCAUCCACCGGGGCUUCACCCCCAUGACGGUGCCAGACCUUCUCCGAGGAGCUGUGUUUGAAGGCUGUGGGAUGACACCAAAUGCCAAACCAUCCCAAAUUUACAACAUCGACCCCUCCCGCUUUGCAGACCUCAACCUGGCCGGGACAGCAGAGGUCGGACUUGCAGGCUACUUCAUGGACCACUCCGUGGCCUUCAGGGACCUGCCAAUCAGGAUGGUUUGUUCCAGCACCUGCUACCGGGCGGAAACAGACACGGGGAAGGAGCCGUGGGGGCUGUAUCGAGUGCACCACUUCACCAAGGUGGAGAUGUUUGGGGUGACAGGCCCUGGGCUGGAGCAGAGCUCGCAGCUGCUGGAGGAGUUCCUGUCCCUUCAGAUGGAGAUCUUGACAGAGCUGGGCUUGCACUUCCGGGUCCUGGACAUGCCCACGCAGGAGCUGGGCCUGCCCGCCUACCGCAAGUUUGACAUCGAGGCCUGGAUGCCGGGCCGAGGCCUCUUUGGCGAGGUCACCAGUGCUUCCAACUGCACGGACUUCCAGAGCCGCCGCCUCCACAUCAUGGUCCAGACGGAGGCCGGGGAGCUGCAGUUCGCCCACACGGUGAACGCCACGGCCUGUGCUGUCCCCCGCCUCCUCAUUGCCCUCCUGGAGAGCAAUCAGCAAAAGGACGGCUCGGUGCUCGUGCCCCCUGUCCUCCAGCCCUACCUCAGCACCGAUCGGAUCACGACCCCCACCCACGUGCCUCUCCAGUACAUCGGCCCCAACCAGCCCCAGAAGCCCAGGCUCCCGGGCCAGCCUGCCUCGAGCUGAGGACUCAUCCUUGUUGGCCAGUAGGGUUGUCGCUGUUUCCUGGAGCUUAGGGGGUCGCUGAGCCCCUGGGACCUGUUGUCCUGAGCCAUCCCGACAUUUGCCUUCCUCAUGUCAGCUCCCCGCCUGGGCCCCUGGACUCCAGGGCCUACCACUCCUAUGCCCCUACUUCCUCGGGAUCAGUCAGUGACCCUGUUGUCGUUGGAGCUCCCAGCCUGCGCUGGGAAGCAGUGGUUCCUCCAAGGGGACUUGGAGGUUCUAGGGAUGGGGAAGGAGAAGGAGAGGAGGCCUCCAUCCCUCCUUCCUUCUUCCCACCCUCAGUGCUUAAGAGAAAGUCCCCCAAUAAAUGGUCGGAACAAA